Molecule: messenger RNA, 4070 nt
Organism: Canis lupus familiaris (dog)
Lineage: Eukaryota; Metazoa; Chordata; Mammalia; Carnivora; Canidae
Gene: CSGALNACT2
Product: chondroitin sulfate N-acetylgalactosaminyltransferase 2
Exons: 8
Coding region: 673-2301 (542 amino acids)
Cellular component (GO): Golgi cisterna membrane
Molecular function (GO): glucuronosyl-N-acetylgalactosaminyl-proteoglycan 4-beta-N-acetylgalactosaminyltransferase activity
Source: RefSeq, a predicted model, not a curated record
CCCAGAGUCAAAGAGGUAUGCACUAUCAAUGCCCAAAAGAAAUCAUGGUUAAUCUUUGCAACUCAGGUUUUGAUGGCUAUGUCAAGUAAUGAGAUAAUUUUGCAGAUGUUUUGUGGGAUGUGCUAAAUCACAGGACCUGGCCAACCGACAUCUCUCAAUGUGAGCCUGGCCCAGAGUUGUGACAGGGAAGCCAUCUACAGGAACUUGGUGACUGCAGAAACAUCAGUGUCACAAGGAACUGGGCCAGGCAGCAUGGAAGGAGUCACAACCCAAGACCACUCCAACCCAACCACCAUGACUUCAGGAGUUCUGUUCCACACCGGGAGGCACCAUAACCCUGCAUCCAUUCAGAGGACACAGCAAUUCAAGUUCAAAGUUAGCAUGAGAAGCAAGAAAAAUCAUCACCCAAAUAAUGGAAUUUUAUCUGAUUCUGUAGGGAUCAGAUUUCUUUAUUCUGGAUAUCAUGGUAACAAUACAGGAAGUAUGCACUCUUUUUCUCAUUUCUGCAAGUAGUCAUCACUGCUGAAGGAAGAAAUUUUUUAAGCUGUAGCAGAGUUCGUUUUGGUACCUUUAGUGGAAAUUCUGAUUUUGCUUUUAAUUUUUGAUAACCUUUUGCUAAAGGUAUGAACAACCAAAGAACUUAUCUCAUCAGGCAAGUCCACAUUAAUAAGAAUGCCUAGAAGAGGACUGAUUCUUCAGACCCGGACCCACUGGCUGCUGUUGGGUCUUGCUUUACUCUGCAGUUUGGUAUUAUUUUUGUACCUUCUGGAAUGUGCCCCCCAGACAGAUGGAAAUGCACCUCUUCCUGGUAUUAUUGGGGAAAAUUAUGGUAAAGAGUAUUAUCAAGCCCUCCUACAGGAGCAAGAAGAACAUUAUCAAACCAGGGCUACCAGUCUAAAACGUCAAAUUGCCCAACUAAAACAAGAAUUACAAGAAAUGAGUGAGAAGAUGAGAUCAUUACAAGAGAGAAAGAAUGUAGGGCCUAAUGGCAUAGGCUAUCAAGGCAACAAAGAACAAACACCUAGUGAUCUUUUAGAGUUUCUUCAUUCCCAAAUUGACAAAGCUGAAGUUAGCAUAGGAGCCAAAUUACCUAGUGAGUAUGGAGUCAUUCCCUUUGAAAGUUUUACUUUAAUGAAAGUAUUCCAGUUGGAAAUGGGUCUCACUCGCCAUCCUGAGGAAAAGCCAGUUAGAAAAGACAAGCGAGAUGAAUUGGUAGAAGUUAUUGAAGCUGGCUUGGAGGUCAUUAAUAAUCCUGAUGAAGAUGAGGAACAGGAAGAUGAAGACGGUCCCCUUGGAGAGAAAAUGAUAUUUAAUGAAAAUGACUUUGUAGAAGGUUAUUAUCGCACCGAGAGAGAUAAGGGCACACAAUAUGAACUUUUUUUUAAGAAGGCAGACCUUAUGGAAUAUAGACAUGUGACCCUCUUCCGCCCUUUUGGACCUCUCAUGAAAGUGAAGAGCGAGAUGAUUGACAUUACUAGAUCAAUUAUUAAUAUCAUUGUGCCACUUGCUGAAAGAACUGAAGCAUUUGCACAGUUUAUGCAGAACUUCAGGGAUGUGUGUAUUCAUCAGGACAAGAGAAUUCAUCUCACAGUGGUGUAUUUUGGUAAAGAAGGACUAUCUAAAGUCAAGUCUAUCCUAGAAUCUGUCACAAGUGAGUCUAAUUUUCAUAAUUACACUUUGGUCUCAUUGAAUGAAGAAUUUAAUCGUGGACGAGGACUAAAUGUGGGUGCCCGAGCUUGGGACAAAGGAGAGGUCUUGAUGUUUUUCUGUGAUGUUGAUAUAUAUUUCUCAGCCGAAUUCCUUAACAGCUGCCGGUUAAAUGCUGAGCCAGGUAAGAAGGUGUUUUACCCUGUGGUGUUCAGUCUUUAUAACCCUGCCAUUGUUUAUGCCAGUCAGGACAUACCACCACCUGUGGAGCAGCAGCUGGUUCACAAAAAGGAUUCUGGCUUUUGGCGAGAUUUUGGCUUUGGAAUGACUUGUCAGUAUCGAUCAGAUUUCCUGACCAUAGGUGGAUUUGACAUGGAAGUAAAAGGUUGGGGUGGAGAAGAUGUUCAUCUUUAUCGAAAAUACUUACAUGGUGACCUGAUUGUGAUUCGGACUCCAGUUCCUGGUCUUUUCCACCUCUGGCAUGAGAAACGCUGUGCUGAUGAGUUGACUCCUGAACAGUACCGUAUGUGCAUCCAGUCCAAAGCCAUGAAUGAGGCCUCUCACUCGCACCUAGGAAUGCUGGUCUUCAGGGAGGAGAUAGAGACGCAUCUUCACAAACAGGCAUACAGGACAAAGAGCGAAGCUGUUGGUUAACGUAACCAUUGGUACAUUUGUCUAAACCACAAACCAGCAUUAUUUAUUUAGCCUUAAUUCCAAUUCCAGAUGCAGUGCCUCUUUCAGAGAAGACAUGCUUAUCUUUUGUGCUCUUUCUGAUAUUACUUUAGCAGUUUUAACUUGAUAUGAGAAGAGAAAGCAAGUGUUUCAAUGCAAAGCCUGUUUCUUGAGAAAACCACACUAUGGAAUUGCUGACAAAUCGAAAUCUGGUGUUUGCCCCAAAAGUAGUUUUGAGUUAGUUUCUAUCCAUGUUCUAAUGUACCCUGGCUGCCUCUGGGUUGAGAGAUGGAAUGUGUUAUGCUCAUGGUAGGUCAGGGGCAUCCAGUUCCUCCAGAGAGGACAGAGUAUUAUGGAUGCAGUAUGUAGACAAGAGUUCUUCAGCUGCUGACCACUUAGUCAACCUGCUUUUAAAUUAAGAUCUUUAAUCAGUUGCUUGAAGAAUCCUCUUUCACUGAAGCAGAGAAUGACUGAAGGACACAUCUGAAAUUCACAAUCAAAAGAGAGCGAAGUAAAAACCCCUUAAACUGAAUGUUGCUUAGCUCCCUGAAUGUGUUAUUAAAUAAAUGGAUGAUAAUAGAAAAUACUUAGCUUAGAAUCUAUGACUUGAUUGAAACUAUAAUGUGUUAUCAUCAUUUUCAAGAUUAGUAGUCAAAGUUGCUGUAGAUUGUUUUAAGCAAACAAAUGUGGAAAUGUCUUUAAUAGAACAUUUAAUUAUGUUGGAGUACAGGGCACUAGUGAUAUCUGGGAACAUCAGUUUACAUGAGCCAGGGUGCUAUCAGGGCCUUCUUGUAGUGCUUCAGAAUAGAUGAACAUAGCAUGGUGUUGUGUAUUUUUUGGUUUGCAUUGUCUCAUUUAGCAUAGAUCCAUAUGUAUUAUCUUUUUUUCUAGUAUGUUAAUAUAUGCUAUAUCUGUGUUUGUAAUAAUGUGGUGCUUUGAGUUGACAGUUUCACUGAAGGGAGGAAAAAAAAAACAAUUUAAUGAGGUAUACCAUAAAAUUACAAUGAUUUGAGAAAAGAGGCAGAGGAGAAGGUGGUCUGAAUGGCAAUCUGAAUUACAAAAUAUUUUAGAGAAAUAUAUUGUUUGCAGAUAGAAUAUUUUAAUUGUAUAAAUUAUAUUAAUGAGGCAAGAUGAAUAAGAAGUUAUAUUCAGAUAGGACUGUACUAUGUUAUUUAUCACACAUGGAUCUUUUACCAUAGGGUCCAUUGCUAGAUCCAGAAAUUGGAAAUAUGGUAAAAGUCAUUCACAGAUUUUGAAUCUUUGGCUUUUAAAAGGAACCUAUCUUGUAUCCUAUUUGUAUAUAAACACAAAUUCACGAAGAAAAAUCAUACUCUUUGUACUCAGUAAAUCAUAUCAUCUGAAAUAUUAUAAAUCCCAAAUUUCUUGGUGCUUACAUGAAUUCAUUUUACAGUAACUCUUACAAAUUAUUCUUACAAGUUUUAAGUUGGGUAGCAUUUAGGCUUUUUUAAAGAUGUGUCAAAUGUUUUCUGCAGAAUUAUUCAGGCCAAUGUCUCCUCUUAUAUACCAUUAUUUAUUAUGAAGACCAGUGAAUUUAGGUACUUAAAGUGGAAGAACCUAAUUAUUUGCACAGGUAAGUUUGCAGCUUGUUUUUUGAUAGAAUCAAAUGAUUUUACCUUUUCUCUUCCUUUUUUAAAAUGAGCUUUAAUUUAAAAAUAGAAGCUAAGCAAUGGAAACAGUAUUACUGUGUUUUUGACAUUAAACGGUACCAAUAAAGUAUUUUAUUACCAAAA